Penicillium alfredii is the source of this 2919-nucleotide messenger RNA. RefSeq lists its product as uncharacterized. The transcript is spliced from 4 exons. The record is from RefSeq and is a predicted model, not a curated record. Gene Ontology annotation, molecular function: protein binding. The coding region runs from base 1 to 2919 and encodes 972 amino acids. NCBI's taxonomy places the organism in Eukaryota, Fungi, Ascomycota, Eurotiomycetes, Eurotiales, Aspergillaceae. Gene Ontology annotation, biological process: positive regulation of TORC1 signaling. Gene Ontology annotation, cellular component: cytoplasm.
AUGGAGUCUGCUGUGCGCUGGUCCCCGACCUCGUCGGCCACCGAACAACGUUUCCUCUCGGUCGAUGUGACGGGGAAGUCAUUUCAUCUCUGUAAAGUGGCAGGCUUUGACGGCAAAGCCUUGCGACACGAGGUGCUCACCACCCUGACCGAUGUUCCUCUCUUCCGUGCGUUCGACUGGUCUACAUCCAACGAGAAUUUAAUUGCCGUGGGGCAAUCGUCCGGCGAGGCCACCGUCUUGCGCCUCGACGCCAACGCCAAGGAGUCUCUAUCAUUCCCGGUGCGCAACCAGCGAUACUGCAAUGCGGUCGCAUUCAGCACCCAUGGCCUGGUGGCAUCGGGUCUUGACCGCGUCCGCAACGACUUCUGCUUGAAUAUCUGGGAUGUGAAUCAGCGACUCAGCCCCGCAGGCGGAUACAUAGGGUUUACUGAGCCAUUGAGAAAGCUCGCGAGCUCCGAGCCUAUCACCAGUAUCAAGUUUUUCAGAGACCAUCCCGACACACUGGUUACGGGUGUCAAGGGGCAAUUUGUACGGAUCUAUGAUCUUCGAGAGGGACCUGGCAAUCCGUCCCUACAAUUUCCUACUCGUUGUGUUCACAAUCUGGCGAUUGAUUGGCUCGAUGAGAAUUAUAUUGCAUCCUGCUUCCCAUCGAACGAGAGCACCAUCUGCGUCUGGGAUCGACGCGUGGGAUCCCGGCUGGCGUCGCCAUCCAUCGGUUCCUCUGCGGGCAACCCGGAAUCAGCUCAAGCAGCGACUGCGCUGCAAUUCAAGAAUGUAUUCAAUCCCAAAGCAUCGAUCUGGAGUUUGCGCUUCUCCAAAACCAAUCGAGGCUACCUGGGUGCUCUCUCGAGUACCGGCCACUUUAAAACCUAUGAUAUCGCCAAGGACUACUUGUCGGAAGAAUAUCGCGCCUCAAUCGACGACACUCUUGGUCAGGGCUCCUUCAGAAACUACCCGGAACCGGUCUAUACCAAACACGUGAGGGACGUAUGCGCGCCGUUCGAUCAUCCUGCUCGCGGCUGCACAGAAAAGGAACGAAUCGUGACAUUCGACUUCCUCAAUUUCAACAUAUCUUCCCAACCUAGCGCAAUCGCACUCGAUGGAAACGGUCAAGCGCGGAUCGUUAACACGCGGCCACCAUGUGCGCCUGUCGAUUUAUCCUCGCAGGGGGUCUUGGCGUGUGGUGUUUCAUCCAAUGAUUCCGACAUCCGGGCGAUUCACCCUCUGUCCGAGCAUAUUUCCCCCAUCUCCGAGUUGGUUGAGAAUAUUCGGACACGAGUCCUGUCCAGUUCAAAAGACCCUGAAGCAGGGGCAAACAGCCAAUUGCCCGCUUCCAGGGUUCUUGGCUCUGAGCCCGUCCCGAGCCGUGAAAACCGGGAACGUGCAAUGUCGCUAGGGUCCCUUGGUACUUCACUUACUGCGAAAGAGGCUUUGACACUGUCCACAUUGAGUCGAUUCCGAUGCAAAGAAGGCUAUCUCUUUGAUGAGGCCAGAAACCAGCAAAUCCUAGCAGAUGAUCAGGCGCUGCAGGAUUGUUGGAGCUGGGUCCAACGUGCCCGAGCCGACUCGUCUGGGAUGACCAUGGUUGUCAAUGGCCUAGACAUGAACUAUCUGGGCGUAAGAAAUGUUUGGAACAACGAUCUCGGCCAUGGCUUUGAAAAGAGGCGAAUCAGCUCCAAGGCGGACGACCCGAAGAGUGUAGCGGAAGCGGUCAUCUAUUUAGCGGAACAGUUGAAUCUGCCCGAAAUCAAAGGCUGCGAGACGGCGUAUCCGGAACACCGCCGUCUCUGUCUCCGACUAUGUGGUGCAGCACAAACCCACCGUGAACUUGAGGAGUUGGUGAAGAACCUGUCUGCCGAGAACCAACACACCAAAGCAGCGGCCUUGGCUAUUUUCCAGGAUGAGCCCAAGCUCGCAUAUCUGGGGCUUCGGAGCAAUGAAUCUACGCAAGCCCAUAAACUAUUGUCUAUGGCUAUUGCCGGUGCCGCCAAGGGAGACAAUGGGACUGACUGGGAGGAGACUUGUGCGGAGAUUGCCAAAGAACUCACUGAUCCUUACGCGCGAGCAAUUCUUGCGCUGGUCAGUAAGGGCGACUGGAAUGCAGUCAUCAAAGAGACUACACUGCCCUUGCGGUAUCGCGUAGAAGUCGCCCUCCGCUGGUUACCCGAUGCCGAGUUGACCACUUACUUGAAGGAGGCUACCUCGGAAGCAAUGCGCCAGGGGGAUAUUGAGGGUGUGGUGCUUACGGGACUGGGCCACAAAGCUCUGGGACUUUUUCAGUCUUACAUCGACAAGUUCAAUGAUGUUCAGACUCCAGUGCUGGCAAUGAGCUACACGGUCCCACGAAUCAUUAGCAACCCAGCAUGCAUCACUCAAUUCGAGGCCUGGCGCGAAACCUACCGGCGACAGAUGAACUCGUGGAAGCUUCAACUCGAACGCGCGCGAUUCGACGUCGGGUCUCGUCGCUUCGCUGUGACCGUGGAUGGCCGGAAGCUCACACCCGCACCACCGCAACAAGUCAGCCUGACUUGCAACUACUGCACCCGCCCGCUCACCCAGCACGACGCCUCCUCUCAGAUCUCCCCGUCCGCAACAGGCGAAACCGUACACCCGACAGUCGGCAACCCGCUCGGGUCCUCCACCAUGUCGGGGACCGUGUGCCCGCGCUGUGGUCGGCAUAUGCCGCGCUGUGGCGUCUGCACGCUCUGGCUGGGCUCGCCGGACCCGAUGUCCCGCGCCAGCGUCGCCGCCGAUGCGGAGUCCAACUCUCGCAAGCCCAGUGAGGCCGAGGUGAUGCGGCGGUUUGUGGUUUUCUGUAUCCAUUGCAACCAUGGAUUCCAUGCGCACCACGCGCACGACUGGUUCUUGCGCCAUAAGGUCUGUCCCGUGGCGGAAUGCAACUGUAUCUGCGAUCGGUAG